AACAAAAAGAAAACAAAGAUGUCAGAAAAGUAAUAGAACCAAAAGAUAUUCAAUAUUCAGCAAUAGUUGAUCUUGAUAGCAAAGACAAAGUUAAUAAUAGUUAUUUAUCAUGUGAAUUCCACAACUUUCACUCCAAUGGCUCUAGAGAUGAUAAUUUGUCUGCAAAUAGUGAUAAUACAAUCAUUUAUAAUAAUUACAACAUUGAAAAACCUGACAGUUCACUGUCCUUCAAAUUUGACAACACCAAGAAUAUUGACAUUGUCACUGUAAAUACAAACAUUAAGAACUUUUUUGUGUCUCAUGAUAAUGAGGAUACAAACAUAAUAUGCACAAUAAUUGAGGAUUCUAAUGUAGAUGUAGAAAUUGAGUCAGAAAAUAUGCCUGGAAAUGCAAAUGUACAAAAUUCAAUAAAUAAAGAAACUGCUGCUGUCAAUUUAGAAAUUAAAAGAGAAAGGGCUAUGUCAAAUGAUUACAUGCCAGAAGAACAAAAGAUUCUAAUUUCGAACAGGAAUGCCAUUGACAAACUUUCUCAUGUCAUUGUUCAGCCACCAAAUUAUAAAUUUGUUAAAAGGGACGUUUCGUUUAGUGUUAAAUCUAAAACAGGUGCAAAAACUGUAUCAAAAUUAGGUCUUAAGAAUGGUAAAGUAUCAGUAAGAGGUGACGGUUUGAAGCAAGCAACUAUUAAUGAUUAUUUUUGUGGAAAACUUCAAGUGCAUACAAAGAAGUCUGGCAAAAAAUUCAUUGAAACAGUACCGUUUAAUAAUUCAAAAUACGCUAAGGAUUUAGUGUUCGAUGAUGUGGAGGAUAUGAGUAAAAAUUCAGGUGUCAAUGACACUUUAUUGAAAUACGAUAAAUUUAGAGCGGCGAUCAAAGUUUCGAGAGAAAAUGACAUGCAAUCGAAGGCAAGAUUAUGUUCACCGAAAAGAGACAGUGCAUCAUUUAGGCAACAGGAACUCAAGGCGUCCAGUUCUGAGGUACCGCGCAGUAUAUCACCGAAGCUAAGGAACGGCAGCAUCAGUUCGUUCUCGCCAAGAAAGAACUUGGAUUCGAUACAUUUCAGUCUACCUUCAAAAACAAGAAGCAACAAGACUAACACUAAUCGGAAUAUACCAUUUUACAAAAUUGUUGCAGGUACACAUUUUGCAGUAGACGCUUUUUCUUACGGUGACAUACCAAACGUUAAUAUUUAUUUUCUCACUCAUUUUCAUUCGGACCAUUACACAGGACUAAAAAGGACUUUUAACAAAACUUUGUAUUGCUCAAAAAUUACAGCGGAUCUUUGUGUUGCCCGAUUAGGUGUGAAUCCGAAACAUUUACAAAUAUUAAAUAUUGAUGACACGGUCAAAAUUGAAGGUAUUGAUGUGACUGCAGUUGACGCAAAUCAUUGCCCCGGUGCUAUAAUGUUGGUAUUCACGUUACCAAAUGGGAAGAAUUUACUACACACUGGCGACUUCCGAGCAUCGCCCUACAUGGAAUCCUAUCCCGUUUUUUGGAAUAAAGAUAUGCACACCAUAUAUUUGGACACCACAUACUGUAAUCCCCGAUAUGAUUUCCCAACGCAAGACCAAAGUUUGGAGAUGGCACUAAAUUUACUAAGAGAUAAGAAAACAAAGUUGGAGGAAGCUGGAAAGAAAUUUUCGUCAGUGUUGAUUGUCUGUGGGGCGUAUACUAUAGGCAAGGAGAAAUUCUUCCUGGGCAUAGCGCGGCGCGUGGGCUGCAUGGUGUGGGCUUGCCCGGAGAAGGAUCGCGUGCUUCAGGUGGUGGAGGGGCAGAGCUUCGGCCGCAGCGCCCCCCACACCUGCCAGCUGCACGUCGUGCCCAUGCGCGAGCUCACACACGAGAAGCUGCGAGCGCACCUGGACAGCUUGCAGGGUGCGUUCAGUGAGGUAGUGGCGUUCAAGCCCAGCGGCUGGGAGAACGACAAGGCCACUGCCGUCACCAGGGACUCUGUCACUAUACAUGGCAUCCCUUACAGUGAACACUCGAGUUUCUCGGAGCUGAUUCGUUUUGUCAAGUUCCUGAAGCCGAAGCAAGUUGUGCCCACGGUCGAUAUAUCGGGAGGUGUUAAAACUGUACAGCAAUUCUUCCCGUGUCCGCUGGUGUACAAGGAGGACCUGAAGUGCCAGAGUCGGCUGACGGACUACUUCGGCGUGCAGAGUCGCCAGCGCGUCCACCCCGUCUAGACAUACAGAUACAAAAAUAAUUUGGAUACAAGGUAACCCCGACGGUGGUUGAAAUGGGCAACAAGUGUAUGCUGUCCAGU
This is a messenger RNA of Papilio machaon (common yellow swallowtail), 2263 nucleotides long. RefSeq names its product DNA cross-link repair protein SNM1 (gene Snm1). Gene Ontology annotation, molecular function: 5'-3' DNA exonuclease activity; damaged DNA binding. The transcript has 10 exons. The coding region runs from base 378 to 2183 and encodes 601 amino acids. Lineage: Eukaryota; Metazoa; Arthropoda; Insecta; Lepidoptera; Papilionidae. Gene Ontology annotation, biological process: double-strand break repair via nonhomologous end joining; interstrand cross-link repair; protection from non-homologous end joining at telomere. The record is from RefSeq and is a predicted model, not a curated record.